Aureobasidium uvarum is the source of this 1056-nucleotide messenger RNA. NCBI's taxonomy places the organism in Eukaryota, Fungi, Ascomycota, Dothideomycetes, Dothideales, Saccotheciaceae. The record is from the annotation of a GenBank genome assembly.
AUGCCCACGCGACAUCUCUCAAAAGACUACCCAUGGGUAUCCUCACCACCAAUCAUCUCAGCACCCAUGAGCGGUUUCGCCGGCCCCGCUCUAGCCCACGCAGUCUACAAAGCAGACGGUCUAGGUUUUCUCGGCGGUGUGCCAGACAUGGCAGCCCUUCGAACAGCUCUUGAAGACGUCACAGGACUAGUCACAGGAACCCGUACUCCAGCAUCUGGACACACAUUACCCAUUGGCCUAGGAGCUUUAUUGUUCGCGCAGAAACUCGAAGAAGUUGUUGCACUAAUUGCCGAGUUUCGUCCUGUAGCAGUUUGGCUGUUUGCCGCACACGAAUCUCCAGAUUUCGCGCUUUGGACAGCGGAAAUUCGCAAAGUGAGCGCAAACACCAAGAUAUGGGUUCAGAUCGGGAGUGUAAGAGGUGCGGUCCACCUAGCCCAGUCUUGCAAGCCAGACGUACUGGUGCUACAAGGCGCAGACGCAGGUGGCCACGGCGGCGAAAAAGGCGCGGGCAUCAUCUCCCUGAUCCCAGAAACCUUGCACGCGUUGCAAAGGCUAGAGUUGUUGGACAACAUAUCCAUUGUAGCCGCAGGCGGUAUAGCAGAUGGCUCUGGCGUGGCCGCAGCCCUAACGCUCGGCGCAGACGGCAUAGUCAUGGGAACAAGAUUUCUCGCCGCAGAGGAAACAUCAGUGCAUCCUUUGUACCGCGCCGCAAUCCUCGAAACCGAGGACGGAGGCCAGACAACCGUGCGGGCAAAGCUGUUUGAUGAAUUGGCUGGUCCAAACAUCUGGCCCAAAGAUUUCGAUGGCAGGGCUUUGGUUGCUCAGAGCUAUAAAGAUCACAUCGAGGGUAUCUCGAUUGCUGAGAUUCGCAAGUCUCAUGCCGAGGCGAAGCAAACCUCUCAUCUCGGCUUUGAUCAGGAGAAUAGGAGGGCUGCUAUUUGGGCAGGCACGGGAGUUGGCCUUGUGCGUGAGAGAGCGCCUGCCGCAGAGAUCGUCACAGAGAUUCGGGAAGCUGCAAAAGUGACAUUGAGAAAAGCGCUGACGAAUCUGGAAUGA